AUGGCCUCAAGCCCGACCACGGCCAAGAUGAAGUGCCGCCGAGCUGCUGGGACCGGCACAACUCUCACCAAGGAAGCCGAGGAGCCACUUGUCGAGUGGGUGCAAGGUAUGCGCAACGACGGCGUUCCGCUUACUACCCACAUGUUGCGUGUGAUGACACUUGAAGCAGCAAUCGACCUUGGAUUCAACGACGUCGAAUUCCGAGCUGGUUGGCAUUGGAUGGAUGGUUUUAAAGCGGCGCCAUGGGCUGUCCCUUCGUGCACGUACCCGCAUUGGCCAGCAGACACCGAGGACGGUCUUGCAGUCUCGGGGAAAGUCAGCGCACGUAUCCGCAAGAUCGUCGAAGAAGAGAACAUCGACGUGGUUUACAAUGUCGAUCAAACUGCGGUAAACUACGAGUACUUGCCUACCAAGAGGUUGAACAAGUCUGGCGAGUACACGGUGUUGGUACGGUGCGGUGGGAAGACCAAAUAUCGAAUGACGGAAAUGCUCCUUGCCGACACAACCGGCGCUAAGCAUCCCUUAUUCUUGCGCCUACGCAAAGACGGUCAAUGUCGGAGCGUGUCCCUCCCAACUACACCUGGAUUUGCCAGCCUGUGGACGUCGCCUGGAACAGGCCACUAA
Aphanomyces astaci is the source of this 624-nucleotide messenger RNA. RefSeq lists its product as hypothetical. Lineage: Eukaryota; Oomycota; Saprolegniomycetes; Saprolegniales; Verrucalvaceae. The coding region runs from base 1 to 624 and encodes 207 amino acids. The record is from RefSeq and is a predicted model, not a curated record. The transcript has 2 exons.